Messenger RNA from Phytophthora nicotianae INRA-310, 1081 nucleotides. RefSeq lists its product as hypothetical. The transcript is spliced from 2 exons. Lineage: Eukaryota; Oomycota; Peronosporomycetes; Peronosporales; Peronosporaceae. The record is from RefSeq and is a predicted model, not a curated record. Bases 245 to 547 code for a protein of 100 amino acids.
GCAGUGUUUAGUCCAGCUCCCUUGCCUCAAUAAACCGUGUAAAAUUCAAGAUCAGCCGGCUCUGCUUGGUAUGUUCCUGGCGUUCAAGAACCUCUCGGCACGGCAAAGUGCCGGGUACGCCGUGUUGUGCGUGGCGCUGGGUCUCGGUAUCAAGUACAUGGACGACCACAUGCCGCAGCGAGACUUGACCAAGACUCAGGGCGAUGGACUGGUGCGUCGCAUGUGAGGGCCCAACUGCUUCAGGAUGAAUCAAGCUGACCCAGAUGCUGCUGCAGGCCUGGAGCGACUUGGACAAGCAGCCGGAUGCCACCAGGAGGCGCUAGUCGCCGCUGAGACGCCGCUAGGAUUCCGGACGAUCGCAAUGCUUGCGAUCUCUGUUACAGACCGGUUCAUGGACUUUAUCGUGCGACGGCGCAAACAUCGCGGUCUAUAUACCUCUCGAAGUUUGGUCGGUUGUAAGGCAAAACUGGAGUGCUCUGCACCACAGAUGAUCUGGAAAUUAUUACAGAACGGCAUGUCCCUAUUCGCUUCCUUUGUCACGAACUGAUUAGUCCCCUGGUCUUCAAAAUACACUUUGGCAUUCGAUGGUAAGCAGCACUCCGAACUAAAUGUUAAUGGAUUCGAUCUAAUAUUCGCGAGAGGAGUCUGCGGACAUUAUCGUCUUUAGGAGUACAUGCAACUACUGUUUCUGUGACGUCCCGCCUCACGGCUGAACAUCACUAGUCGAGCAUACAUAUCCCUCAUUUAAUGAGCUCACGUAGAUGCGCUGCAUUACACAGCGAGUUUGUGGCAACGGGAAACAAGUAAACAGCUCCGUAAUAAACAAAAUGUGGAUCGAGCCUGCUAUUAUGGAGGUGUUCAUAUGGCCCAGUACCUGUGGCGAACUAUUCUGCGGCGUUCCCAAACCUUAAGAGUGCCCGCUGUAUUUAUCGAAAGAGUCGAGCGAGCGCUUGGAUCAUGCCACGUGCCGAUUUCAAGAACAGCGCACCGAACGCUGCAUCCACAACACGAUAGUAUUCAUAACGUUAGUUACAGACACUCACCUUUUCAUUAAUUGAAAACUCCAGUUUUACCUUUCAAA